Morchella sextelata is the source of this 408-nucleotide messenger RNA. RefSeq lists its product as uncharacterized. The transcript has 2 exons. Bases 1 to 408 code for a protein of 135 amino acids. The record is from RefSeq and is a predicted model, not a curated record. Lineage: Eukaryota; Fungi; Ascomycota; Pezizomycetes; Pezizales; Morchellaceae.
AUGUUCAUGUUCCUCUCCUUCAUACUCCUCAUGAUCAUCAUCGACGGUGCCCAACACCCCUCCAGCCCGGACUCCCUCUUCCUCCCGCUCCCCACCACCCCACGCCGGGAAUAUACCCCUACACCCGACACACCAACCUACACCUGCCGCACCCCCACCCCUUUCAACUCCAGCCCUGCCCGCUACGACGUGCAAAUCGCCGCCCUCAUCUUUAAAUACCAUGCCCCCAAGGGCGACAUCUGCGUUCAGGACAACAAGCGCUUUGCAAACUGGCCGUGGGCGUGUGUGCAUCUGUAUACGUUUGGGACGGCAAGUAUUGGGAUGUGUGGGCCGCCGGGGGCAAGCUUGGGGUGUCGUGAGGUGGCGGAUAUGGUGUUGGGAAUCGAGGGGGUUUGUGUUGAGGAAUAG